Messenger RNA from Darwinula stevensoni, 1197 nucleotides. NCBI's taxonomy places the organism in Eukaryota, Metazoa, Arthropoda, Ostracoda, Podocopida, Darwinulidae. The record is from the annotation of a GenBank genome assembly.
AUGUCCAACUGCACGAUCGAAACCAAAAGUCGUACAGAUGUGAAGGGUGAUAUGACGCCUCUUGCAGUAGAUCUACAUGCAUCUCCAUCUAAUCGGUUGAUUCGGGCCAUUUUCCUUUGGACUGGCGAGAGGGCAGGCGACUGGAGGGGAGCUGAAGACAUCGCAAAGCGCCUGAGGGAGCGCGGACUUUGGCCAAAAGGAGACACAUUCUUGCCCUCACUGGUCGUGUCUCUCGUAAAGGUGAUCUGGAAGAAUUCGGCAGAAUCCGAAUCAUUCGAGGAGAAAUGUAUGACAUUCUUAAGCGGCUUUUUUCAACCUGUCGACUGUACAGAAGUGCAACUGAUGCGAUGGAUUAAUAAACUGAAGCUCAAACAUCGACUCCAGGAUGAAAACUUCAAGGAAAUUCACAUUUAUAACAACUACCCCCCUUGUUUCAGAUGCUGCACAAUGCUCUUGAAGCCCGAGUAUGAUGUCCUGGUUGGCCGUAUGCGCAUGAGUUACCGUGCCCCGGAAGAGGAGGGCACGGAAUUUCAGAAGCUGAAGGCAAAAAGGAAAGGCGCAUGGCUCUUCCGGCUCAAUAAAGCAGAUAUGGAAGAGCUGGUAAACUCGGCGAUUGAUCGAAAUUGGUGGAAAACAAUGGAACGUCAACAGAAAGUUCACUUACUGUACACCAUCUUCUAUUGGACUGGAGAACAGACACAAGUUAUUAAGAAAGAGAAAGGCCUGAUUGAAUUCUUGAAGAUAUGUAACAUUCGAUGGAAUUGCCGUGUUUUACCUGAGAAAGACAAAUACUUGCCACAUACGACCAUCUGCAUGAUAAAGGUGAAAACAUUUGCCAAUGAGGGAAAUUCAACACUGCUCACUAAGGCGUUUUGGUGUGGCAUUUUCGAUUUCACUGGGAAAUCGAACCACGUUGAAAUGCAGCUGCUAAAGUGGAUCGAGGACAAGAUUCCAUCAAGUGUCCAGAAGAAGAUGGAUCACAGCGAAAUUGGGGACAGUCAAAAGGGAAAAAUGCUGAUGAAGAAUCUAGAAAUUCGAACAUCAUUAGAAACUAAUCAGAAUGCCUUCAAGGAAAUUGAGAAAACCCCAGACGAAAAGACUAUAGAAGGCGCUUUCGGAAAUCCCUUCCAAAUCAGUACAAAUGUAACAGACUCUUUAGAACUUCUGUAUAUGAAGAGGGUUACGCUUUGCCAGUGA